AUGUCAGCUUCCAAGCAGUUUCACAAUGAGGUCUUGAAGGCCCAUAAUGAGUACCGGCAGCAGCACGGCGUCCCCCCGCUGAAGCUCUGUAAGAAGCUCAACCAGGAGGCCCAGCAGUAUUCUGAGGCCCUGGCCAGCACGAGAAUCCUCAAGCACAGCCCGGAGUCCAGUCGUGGCCAGUGUGGGGAGAACCUGGCAUGGGCAUCCUACGAUCAGACAGGAAAGGAGGUGGCUGAUAGAUGGUACAGUGAAAUCAAAAACUACAACUUCCAGCAGCCGGGCUUCACGUCGGGGACUGGACACUUCACAGCCAUGGUGUGGAAGAAUACAAAGAAGAUGGGAGUGGGGAAGGCCUCUGCAAGUGACGGGUCCUCCUUUGUGGUGGCCAGAUACUUCCCAGCAGGGAAUGUUGUCAACCAGGGCUUCUUUGAAGAAAAUGUCCUGCCUCCAAAGAAGUAACUUGUCUAAUGUAAUGGGAAGGGGGCACACUUAAGGACGUGGAUGUGAAGUGCCCAGAACAACCAAAGUCCGGCCACAUGCUUGUCCCUAUGGGUGUAUGUGCCUGUGUGUGUCAGACGUGUGAGCAUUUCUGGUACUCACACUCGGACAUACAGUUCUGCUCAUUCUUAUUUUCAAAAUGAGCAUCUGAAGCAUUUAUCCUGAUAGUUACCUAGACCACAAUUAUUUGGAUUCGGGGGGAGAUCGGUUUUUUAAAAUUUUUUUGUUAUUUUUAAGCAGACUUCUUUUGUACCUUUCUUUAUUCUAAUAUCCAUCCCUGGACUUUUUGUAUUCCUUAUAUUUGUGAUGCUGAGAAGUGAAAUUCGUUUUAUGUGAUCUUCA
Messenger RNA from Carlito syrichta (Philippine tarsier), 840 nucleotides. It is a transcript of the gene GLIPR2, whose product is annotated as GLI pathogenesis related 2. Gene Ontology annotation, cellular component: extracellular region. The transcript has 5 exons. Bases 1 to 459 code for a protein of 152 amino acids. Lineage: Eukaryota; Metazoa; Chordata; Mammalia; Primates; Tarsiidae. The record is from RefSeq and is a predicted model, not a curated record.